Pedinophyceae sp. YPF-701 is the source of this 1800-nucleotide messenger RNA. The record is from the annotation of a GenBank genome assembly. Lineage: Eukaryota; Viridiplantae; Chlorophyta; Pedinophyceae.
AUGCGGCCAGCGGUGAUUUUGCUUGCGCUCGCCCUCGCGCUGGCGUGCGUGGGGGCGCUGCCUGGGGCCGCGGCACGGCGCUUGACCGGCAAAGAACGCACCUACGAGGUUGGAGACCCGGUGCCGCUUCUAGCGAACAAGAUUGGGCCUUUCUCGAAUCCGAGCGAGACGUACCGGUACUACGACCUGCCGUUCUGCCAGCCCGAGAAGCUGGAGAAGCAGAAGGGCGGGCUCGGCGACGCGAUGGACGCGAACCGGAUGACGAACACGCCGUACGAGAUCAAGUUCCGCGAGGACGUGGACAGCGCCACGCUGUGCACGGCCAAGCUCGACAAGAAGGCGGUCGGGAAGCUGCUCAAGGCGGUCGAGGCGGAGUACUACUUCAACAUGUACUUCGACGACCUCCCGCUCUGGGGCUUCAUCGGCAAGACGGAGCAGGACACGCACGCGAGCACGGCGGACUACAAGCGCCUGCUGCACACGCACCUGCCGCUGGAGGUGGCGUACAACGAGGACCGCGUGAUCGAGGUGCACGUCGCGCACGACGCGAGCGAGGCCGACGACGUGGUCGACAUCACCGACGGCGAGCCGCGCGAGGUGACGUUUACGUACAGCGUGGCGUGGAAGCCGACGACGAUCCCGUACGCGCAGCGCAUGGACAAGUACGCGCGGUACAGCUUCCUCCCGCAGCACAUGGAGAUCCACUGGUUCUCCAUCGUCAACUCGUGCGUCACCGUCCUCCUCCUGACCGGCUUCCUGGCCACCAUCCUCCUGCGCGUGCUGCGCAAGGACGUCAUCAAGUACCAGGGCGACGAGGAGGCGCUCGACGACGCGGAGGAGACGGGGUGGAAGUACGUCCACGCCGACGUGUUCCGGUUCCCGCGCCGCCGCGGCCUGUUCUGCGCGCUGGUCGGCACGGGCUACCAGCUGCUGCUGCUGUCCGUGCUGCUGUUCGCGCUCGCGCUCGCGGGGCAGUUCUACCCGCACAACCGCGGCGCGAUCAUGGUCGCGCUCGUCCUGCUCUACGCGUUCACCGCGUGGGUGUCGGGCUACGCGUCGGGCAUGUACUUCCGCCAGAUGGGCGGCGGGAACUGGGUGCGCAACACGCUGGUGACCUGCGCGGUGCUCGCGGGGCCGUUCUUCGCGACGUUCUGCUGGAACAACACCGUCGCGAUCGCGUACCGCUCGACCGCCGCGCUGCCCCUCAGCACCAUCGCGCUGCUGUUCUUCAUCUGGGGCGCGGUGACGGUGCCGCUGACCAUCGCGGGCGCCAUCGUGGGGAAGAACUCGCGGUCGACCUUCGCGGCGCCCGUGCGCACGAACAAGUACCCGCGCGAGACGCCCGACCUCACGUGGUUCCGCUCCACCCCCGCCCAAAUGGUCAUGGCGGGCUUCCUGCCCUUCAGCGCCAUCUACAUCGAGCUGUACUACAUCUUCGCCAGCGUGUGGGGCCACAAGGUGUACACCAUCUACUCCAUCCUCGCCGUCGUGUACUGCAUCCUCGUGCUCGUCACGGCGUUCAUCACCGUGGCGCUGACCUACUUCCAGCUCGCCGCGGAGGACCACCGCUGGUGGUGGCGCUCGUUCCUCUGCGGCGGCUCCACGGGCGUGUUCGUGUACGCGUACUGCUUCUACUACUACUUCUUCCGCGCGGACAUGUCGGGCAUGCUGCAGACCAGCUUCUACUUUGGGUACAUGGCGUGCAUCUGCUACGCCUUCUUCCUCAUGCUCGGGACCGUCGGGUGGCGCGCCUCGCUCGCCUUCGUGCGGUACAUCUACGGCAGCGUGAAGUGCGAGUAG